Zea mays is the source of this 1967-nucleotide messenger RNA. RefSeq lists its product as uncharacterized. Gene Ontology annotation, biological process: regulation of DNA-templated transcription. NCBI's taxonomy places the organism in Eukaryota, Viridiplantae, Streptophyta, Magnoliopsida, Poales, Poaceae. Bases 261 to 1346 code for a protein of 361 amino acids. The record is from RefSeq and is a predicted model, not a curated record. The transcript is spliced from 6 exons. Gene Ontology annotation, molecular function: protein dimerization activity; DNA-binding transcription factor activity. Gene Ontology annotation, cellular component: nucleus.
GUCCCUCCCUCCCUCUCUUAACACCGCCAACUUAUCCAUCAAUGGAGAUUAAUGAUGAUUUGCUCUUACCAUCCACCCUCUACCAUGCAUCUUUCUCACACUGUCUUCUCAUCUUUUUGUUUUUCCUUAUAUAAACCACCAUGAGCAGCCAGCAACCUUACUACUCUCCACUUCCUGCCAAGUGCCAACAAGUCCCCUCUUCUUCGUCUCCAAAGAGACAAAACCCAAGAGAGGAUCGUACGUCGUAGGGAUCUUGUUCAAUGGCGGACGCGGACCUGACACCAAACCACUCGCUCCUCCUCAAGAUGCCUGCGGCUUCGGCCCACGCCCACUCCCCAAGCCUCUCGAGCCUCCUGUUAUACGGCCAGGAGAGCCAUGGCGAAGCAGCGCCUGCAAACGCAAAUGCAAAUGCGGCAGCAGCAACGGUGGAGGACGCCGCCUCACUUGAGACCUCUUCUGCAGUGGUUGACAGUGCAUCUCCAAUGGAGAGGAAGAGGAAGGCUACAGCAGAAGACAGUGCUGCAAUCAGCUCUCCUCAACCAAAGGACUGCAAGCAGGAGAGCAAGAGCAGGAGGGGGAAGAGGCCCCGAAAGGAGACCGAGGAGAAGAGCAGCACUGAUGAAGACGAGGCCUCCAAGGGGUACAUCCAUGUGAGGGCGAGGAGGGGCCAGGCGACAGACAGCCACAGCCUCGCAGAGAGGGUGAGGAGAGAGAGGAUCAGCGAGAGGAUGAGGAUGCUGCAGGCACUGGUCCCUGGCUGCGACAAGGUUACUGGAAAGGCCAUGGUUUUGGACGAGAUCAUCAAUUACGUGCAGUCCCUGCAGAACCAGGUCGAGUUCCUUUCCAUGAGGAUUGCCUCCAUGAGCCCAGUGCUGUACGGGUUCGGAACGAACAGUGAAGGCCUUCAUGAUCAUCACGCACCAAUGGGAGGCGUGUCGUUCCAGGAAGCCGCCAUUGCAGUGCCAGCAGGUCCAGCGGCAGCGGUGAGCCAAGCUAGCAGUAGGCCGGCUCCAUCUGAAGCCACCAUGAACACCGCUUGCACUACCACGCCCUACUCAGUCUCACUGCAGGCCCAGGCUUCCAUCUCAUUCUCUCCCUCUCAGGUUGGCAUGGCAUGUGGUGUGUGUGAUGCGCUCCACUCCCUCUCAAAUACUACAUGCAAACGAUCUCCAAACACGUCGGCAUGCAUCCAUCGUGUUUUAACCGACCAACGUGAGAUCACUCCGUUUCAGGAAAACGGCGGCACUUAUUACCUGGUGCAGCAAGCGGUGGGGGAGCAGGCAACGAGGCAGGAGGAGCUGCUGCUGAGCCAGUUGGUGUUCAGCAACAUGUGCUCGUUCCAGUAGGGGGGCAGGGCAGGCAAGAGUGUUUGCGCGAGCGGAAGCGAGGAAAGAGACCCCCACCCACACACCCAUGCACAUUGAGUCAUUGACAAUAGGUACUGUUGCAAGCUAAGUUUCAUUGAUUGGGAGGCCGACGACUGAAAGGUGAAAGCUGCCUCUGCCACCUCUGCCCUCUCAUGUCUGAAAACUACACUUAACCUACUAUGAUUUGAAUUGUUAGGCCAUCAUGCUAAGAUCCGCUAAAACUAACAGAACAGCAUGUUCUUUGAUGGUCUCUGGACAGGAGGAAAUGAUGCUGCAAGAUUUGGCUAGUAGGAGCGCCAGAUGAGUUUCAGAUCCGAGCGGCAAGCGGAGCCUGCUGUUUGUUUGCACAUUUUGAGAGACUUUGUAGUUUGUAAUGUUUCUAGCUCCUGUAUGACGAUUUUCUCGGCGGCUGCACCUGACCUGCCCACCGUCACCAGCUCACCGUUGUAGUAGUCUCCGAUGAGCAAAUCGGUUGUUAAUACGUAAGAGAGGAGAGCUAUUUUUGUUCUUAGGCAAACAAUGCUUAACUGUUUCAUUAUUCAACGACCCAACUCCCAGCAUCUCAACGAAUCAUAGAGUGAUGGACGAUCAGUUUUUUCC